Molecule: messenger RNA, 3735 nt
Organism: Linum trigynum
Lineage: Eukaryota; Viridiplantae; Streptophyta; Magnoliopsida; Malpighiales; Linaceae
Source: the annotation of a GenBank genome assembly
UAUCCAAGUCUGCCAAGUAUCUAGAUAGCACAGACUAGUAUUCAACACAUCACAAACUAGUAUCCAGAUAGCAUAUACCAACUAAUAUCCACAAUCAACCAACUAGUAUUCAACAUGGAUACUCUUAUAUGUUAUCUGGAUACUCUUAUGUGUUAUCUGGAUACUAAUUAUGUCCUAUAUGGAUACUAUUUUGUGUUGUCUAGAUAUUAGUUUGUGAAUUUGGGAUAAUAGUUGAUCCAUGGUGGAUAUAAGUUAGCAAACUUUGAAUACUAGUCUGUGCUCUCUAGAUACUUUAGUACUUGGAUACUAGUUCAUGUAUUUUGGAUAUAAGUUAGUAUCUGCUAACGAAUCUUCAAGUUAGCAAAUUAACUUUUCCCAAUGAAGCUAAUUCAACAUGCCAGGUGUGCCAAUGGCUGAUUGAGUCCCUUUUUCACUGCCUCUUUCAAUGUCCCCAUGCGAGGGAAUCAUGGGAAGUUAUCUUCCCAAACAUCCCGCUGCCAACUCAGUAUACUGCUUUCCUUAACUGGUUGUACCUACUCAAGGACUCUAUCCAACCAGGAGCCCUCACUCAUGUUAUUUUCCUCUGCUGGAACAUCUGGAAGGCUAGGAAUGACUGUGUGUUCAAGAAUCGGAUCCCUUGGCAUCCGAACGUUAUUUUGCGAACUUACAAGGAAUUUACGGAAUGGACUAAUUGCCCGAGGAGUCCCCCCAAUGACUCUCAUUCUACUCAGCUCAGGGGAGCCCAAUCACUCAAUUCUCCACCGCCAAGCAAUCACAAUUUUGUGAUUCACUGUGAUAGGUCGUUUUUAAACGACUCCCAGCCGGCGGCAUAUGGUGUUGUGGUCACUAACCACCAUGGACAAGUGUGUGAUGGGCGAGCUGACAUUCUCCUUUGUUCCACCCCACUCGAUGCCGAAGCAAAAGAACUUCUGGAAGGUCUCAAAUUAGCCCAAGAAUAUGGAACUGAAUAUGUUGUCCAGUCAGACUGCCAACUGAUUGUCAAAGCUCUCUCGGAUGAGCCAAGAAAUUGGCCUUAGCGUGGUGCAUCAUGGAUUGGAUCAAUGGUCUCAAUCCUAAGAACGAACCCUCAAGUGAAGGUCAAGGCAGUUUCACGAGCUUUUAAUGUUAGAGCUGUUUGGGUUGCACGAUCACUUGCUAGAUCCUCUCUCCCUGAUGACUGGAUUAGUAUUAUUGACCUAAUUUCGGAUUUCCUUUGAUUAAGUGUAUUCUCGCUUUUUUUUCGAGUUGGAAGUGGAAUAAGAGUUGAGCGUUUAUUGAAAAAAAAAAAAAAAGCUAAUUCAACCAUCCGGCAUUCCACGGCGUGAGACGGGACAACCAUUUUCUGAUCUUCUCUUGUUCAUUUUUUUUUUUCCCUCCAGAAAAAAAAGGUAAAGCUUUGACCAGACAAUCGCCAGCCAAUCUUGAUCAUUCUUUCGCUUUGCUCAACCUCUACUCUAGAAGCCGACCUUAAUCUAAUGAUUUUAAAUUUUAAUCUCCCACAUGGGCUUGAUUAUUAUUCUAUUGAUAGUAAGCAAUUCAAUUAUGUUUCCCAGAGCCCAGAGAUCUAAUGCACCACCACCAGCAGCAGAAGAAUCCACCAUCGCAAUGGCGACCACCUUAUCCUUAUCCUUCCUCUCCUUACUCCUCCUCAUUUCCACAGCAUCUGCAGCAACUCCUCCGCCACCGCCGCCGCGAUGCCCGUUCGAUCUAAGCUACGUCCGCACAAUCCCAUGGGACACAUCCCUCUGCGAGCAAACCGACGGCCGCCACUGCUGCCAGACCCUGCUCAGCCUCUUCGGCAUCGGAAUCGCCCAGCACCUCCGCGAGACCUCCCUCUUCCAGCUCCCCGACGCCAACGCCUCCGCCGCCUGCCUCGCCGACUUCCGGACCCACCUCUCCGCCAUCUCAAUCGACCCUUCUUUCGUCCCUCUCUGCUUCAGCGACCCCAAUCAGUUCGUCUCCAACGCCUCCAGCUGCGUCGGGGUCAUCUCCACCGCCGAUUGGAUCCAGCGGGUCGGACCUCUCACCCCGCUCGAUUCCGCUUGCAGGGGCGACGUCUCCGGCCUCACCCGCUGCAGCUCGUGUUUGGACGCCGGCUUGAAGGUGAAUUCCCAGCUCACUAAUGUCCAGGCAAAUGCUACUUCCAAGUGCUUCUACUUCACUUGCUUGUAUGCUGUUGCUAUGGUCAGCGAGCUCGGCCCUCUCGAUGCCAAGACGUCGGGUUGUAUUCUGGCCUUGCCGUUGAAAUCCUCUGCUACUUCUGGUAAGAAGGGUAACCAUGGGAAAGUGGUAGGGCUUGUUUUGGGGAUAAUCGGUGGUGUUGCUGCUCUUGUCGUUGCUGCGUUGUUGUUUGUGGUUUUGUGUCGAAAGCGGAAGAAGAGGAAGCACGCUGAGGCUUCCCAUGAGGAAUUCGUCAGCAGUUUCAAAUCUGCUGUGCUGCCGAAUUCUGGGGCGAAAUGGUUUCAGUCGGGGGAGCUUGAGAAGGCCACAAAUGGGUUUUCACAGAGGAAUUUCCUGGGGAAAGGGGCUUAUGGUGUUGUCUACAAAGGGGUUCUCUCGGAUGGCAGUUUCAUUGCUGUGAAGGAAAUGCAUGAUCCUGAAUCUCUGAGGGACGAGGAGUUCUCCAAUGAGGUUGAGAUCAUUAGCAAGAUUAGGCACAGGAAUCUCCUCUCGCUCCGUGGCUGUUGCGUUACCAGCGACAUCUUCAGAGGUAGGAGGAGGUUUCUGGUUUACGAUUACAUGUCGAAUGGAAGUCUUGGUGAUCAUCUAGCUAGUGAUCAUACUAGGAGGCAGUUAACAUGGCCUCAUAGAAAGAACAUCAUCCUUGAUGUGGCCAAAGGGCUGGCAUACCUCCACCACGGGAUCAAACCUGCCAUUUAUCACCGCGACAUUAAGGCCAACAACAUUCUUCUUGAUAAGGAAAUGAAAGCCAAGGUUGCUGAUUUCGGGCUGGCAAAGCAGAGCUCCGAAGGGCAGUCUCAUCUUACGACGAGGGUGGCUGGGACACAUGGCUAUCUGGCACCCGAGUAUGCUCUUUAUGGUCAGUUGACAGAGAAGAGCGAUGUUUACAGCUUCGGGGUUGUGAUCCUCGAAGUGAUCAGUGGGAGGAAGGUAAUUGAUACGUCGAGUGCUUCAUAUCUUUUGAUCACGGAUUGGGCGUGGAUGCUGCUGAAGUCUGGGAAGAUGGAGGAGAUCUACGACGAGGCGAUAAGGGAUGAAGGCGCUAAAGGGGUGAUGGAGAGAUUUGUUCUGGUUGGGAUGCUUUGUGCUCAUGCUAUGGUGGCUUUUAGACCGACGAUUGCUGACGCUUUGAAGAUGCUAGAGGGUGACAUUGAUAUUCCCAAGUUGCCUGACAGGCCAUUGCCUCUCAGUCACGAGUCGUUUAGGCAGCCUGCUAAAGCUUCUUCGCAUAGUGGUUCAUCAUCAGUCAGCGAGAGAUAUUGAUACUGAGUACGGAUUCUUGAGUUUUGAUUAGUUGGGGUUGCUGUCUGUUCUCAAUUUUAGAUUGUUGUAGUUUGUAAAUAUCUUAGUGGAUUAGGGAAUGAAUGAGCCAAGAACAAGAUGGCUCCGUGAAACAUCACAGGGAUCAACACGAUUGUGAUUUUGUGUAUUAUUCUUUGCAAAUGUAUGGAUAAUUGGGAAACUAAUUACACUUCUACAUUAACCUCUUCUUUGGUGUUUCAAUCGCUCAAUGUCGCCUAUGGCAAAGAAUGAGAAUAAAUGAGAGGACAGGAA